This is a messenger RNA of Astrephomene gubernaculifera, 1490 nucleotides long. The record is from the annotation of a GenBank genome assembly. Lineage: Eukaryota; Viridiplantae; Chlorophyta; Chlorophyceae; Chlamydomonadales; Astrephomenaceae.
GGGGCGGCAUGCGGCUCGGAAGAUCCAGACCCAGCUGCAUUUCCCGCUGUCCCUGGACUUCGGGCCCUACACCACACCGGCGGUCCUUCGAGAAAGGUACGGUCAGACGCGGCAUAUCAUUCCUGCUGCGCACGUGGGUUGGCGAGAGUGGUUGGCAAUAGAGCAGUUGUAGGGGCUCCGCUGACGUGUAGGAGACACCGCUAGCAUACUAGCAUGGCUGCUUCACUUCCCGCGUUAGCUCCCUCGCUCGCUGUCGCAGGUACGGCAUGGGGCCCGACCCGGCGACCACCAGCGCUCCGGACGCGCCCAUCAAGCCCGACCCGGAUGCUCCAUCCUCCUCCGCCACCGCCGCCCCUCACAGCAGCGGAUCCAGCCACUGCCUCCCGCCGCCCCCCAGCUGCUGCUACCAGCUCUUCGCCGUCAUUAGCCACAAGGGGGACCUGUCGGGGGGACACUACGUGGUGUUCGUGCGGCCGGGCGGGGGCGGAGGCGGGGCCGGGGGCGGCUGCUGGUACCAGUGCGAUGACGCCUGGGUGACGGCGGUGACGGAGGAGGAUGUGCGGGCGUGCCAGGCCUACAUGCUGUUCUACAGCGCGCAAUAGCAGGGGUAGGGGGGUUUUCCGGGGGGAAGGGACAUCGUCUGCUUGCAUGUUGUGUGUCAUGCGAGGGAUGCUGUUGGGUUUAAUUAGGGAUAUGGGAUAAGAUGUGUAGCCCAGGUAGCUAGCCCGGGGAGUGGUGGGAGUAGGUAGCGCCCUAGUUAUGGUGCGUCUGUCUGUUUGUGUGUAUUGUGAACGCCACACCCGGCGGGUAGUAGUAGCGGCGCGGUGCAGGAGUUUAUCGUGAGUCGAGUGUUUGGUGCCGUAAUGUUUAAUCAAUGUAUAUGUGCGGUGUAUGACGGUUUAGGUGUCGUGCCGUUGUGGUUACUCGCCUGUUGCAUGCCGUAUGGCAUACACUGAUGCAGUGCCAGUGCAGCUCAGAGCCAGGUAUACCGGCACCUGCAUUGCUACCAACAGCUGCAUGCAAGGACGUGUGCCAUCGUGGCAAUGGCUGGGAGCUGGUGUCUCUCUGUCUGGGGGUUCACGGAUCCACAGGCGUCAACAUUGGCUUAUACCUAGGCUGUGGCGGUGAUGGUGGUUAAUGCGGCGGUGGAGAUGUUAUAUUGCAUGAUACCGGUACCAGUAAUGUACGGAAGUCGAUGAGCCGCCGGUGCAGCUAGGACAGGGCGUUGGUGACGUUGCUGCAUGCAGCGGGUGUUUGUCCACCUGUCCACAUGCCUCACAGAAUGCCGUGCAACACAUCACAGUCGGAAGGUAUGAGGGGGGCGGCACAGCGACACAACUGCACGGCGCUUGGUCGCUUGCAUGGCAGAGGAGGAGGAGGAGGUGCAUGAGCUACCGUUUGUGUUUGGUGAUGGGCAAUACCAAAUGCAUGACACCUUGAACGAAACAACGUCGUACAACAUGAGAAUAAAGAUACGACAGCAAUGAAUG